Molecule: messenger RNA, 576 nt
Organism: Saccoglossus kowalevskii
Lineage: Eukaryota; Metazoa; Hemichordata; Enteropneusta; Harrimaniidae
Product: aldo-keto reductase family 1 member B7-like
Molecular function (GO): oxidoreductase activity
Source: RefSeq, a predicted model, not a curated record
AUGACAGCACAAACUGUGAAACUCUGGAAUGGAGCUGAAAUUCCAUUGGUGGGGCUUGGUACUUGGGGCGGAUGGGAGGCAAAACCAGGUGAAAUAUUAAAAGCAGUGGAGACGGCGAUCGAUGUAGGAUACCGUCAUAUUGAUACAGCAUAUGUGUAUGGAGUGGAACAUGAGGUCGGCGAUGCCAUAAACUCUAAACUCAAGGACGGUGCAGUAAAACGAGAAGAGCUGUUUGUGGUCAGCAAGCUUUGGCAGAAGUUUAUGGCUCCCAAAGACGUUAAACCCAUGUUACUAUCAACACUUAAAGAUCUGAAACUUGAAUACUUAGAUCUGUAUCUCAUUCACAAACCAGUUCCCUACAUGAAUCAAGGUGAUAUUAUUCCAAAGAAUGAAAAUGGAGAUGUUCUUUUCAAUCAUGAUGUUCAGCAUACUGACACGUGGAAGGAAAUGGAGAAGCUGGUCGACGAAGGUCUGGUCAAGUCCAUCGGUGUGUCUAAUUUCAACCACUAUCAAGUACAAAACAUUUUGGACCAUUGCAGAGUUAAACCAGCUGUCAUUCAAGUAAGCAUUUUUUAG